Molecule: messenger RNA, 6493 nt
Organism: Malaclemys terrapin pileata
Lineage: Eukaryota; Metazoa; Chordata; Testudines; Emydidae
Gene: CORO1C
Product: coronin 1C
Exons: 11
Coding region: 924-3809 (961 amino acids)
Biological process (GO): actin filament organization; neural crest cell migration
Molecular function (GO): actin filament binding
Source: RefSeq, a predicted model, not a curated record
UAAGGGUUUUUUGAUAAGUUGUGUGUUUUUUAGUCUCUUAAUGGAAUCUGGUGUUGGGCUUCUCUGUUUAUCUCUGGAAUACUUUGAUGACACAGUAAUUCACUUAACAAUAACAUAUUCCUGCAGAUAACUCCAGCCAAUCUGUCUCUGCCCUAAAUACUUUGUGUACACAGUAUCUUUCCCAAGUACGCUGCGAUCCAGACCAAGGUCCCAGUAUCAGUGUGCACUGCACACAGCUUCCAAGGAAGAAGCGUUUGGGUAGAAGGGGGUUGUGACAGAGGCUCAUGUUAAAGCACUAGAAAAUGAACCAGGGGUGUGGACGUAUAUUUCCAAGAUCUCUAUAAAAGCCACAGAACAGUUGACAGAAGAUGAUCCAGCACAGAUGAACUACAACAAAUUAUGUGACUGUAAAUAACCAUGAAAACAGCUGUGGGGAUUGCAGCAAGAUCAGCCACCAAAGGGAAACCGUAGGGAAUCGCCAGAAAUUACUAUCCCAGUUGGGGAAAAGAGGGAGAUUAACUGGAGGAGAACACAGAUAUAGAGCAAAGCCUGCAUGUCAAGUGUUAUGCACCAACAAAUUAGAAGCCAGUGGACUUUGGAUGUAGUUGUGCCUGCUCAGGUAGGAUAAGUCUGGCGAACGUCAAGUGUAAUAUCAAUCCUGACCCCCUCCAUCGUCAGGAGACGACAUCCUGCCCUGCCACAGAGAAUGGACUCCAUCGUCCCAAAAUGUGUUUUCCACCUCUAGCGUCUGUGAUUCUGAAUAAUGCUGCAUCCCAUAACCUAGUAACAGAGGUUUCCAAGCUGCGUCCAGUCUCACUGAGGAGGUGGUGGUGAAAACUCUGGAGACUCAAAGUGGGGAGAGAGCUCAGUCUGUCAGUUUCAAAGCAUUUGGAUAAGUGAUUAAAAAUACUGAGCUGCUAGUGAUGGAAGCCUCUACCUGGCGCCGCUCUGGAUAUUUACUUGAUGACAAAGGUAAGAUGAGAAGGAGAGACUCUCCUCUCUCCAGCAAAACCUCCAAGAUGAAGUGCGAAGAUUAUGUUUUGCUGAGUAAGAAGCAAGUUGGCUAUGAGGGCCUGGGACUCCAGACGGAGAGAGAUGAGCCCAAGGGCACUGAUUAUGAUGUGCAUGUUUCCACCAAGAAGUUACAAAUAAGAAGAGGAGUGUGUGAGAGAGGGACCCAGGGACUGAUGGCAGAGGAGUCAUGCUCUAAAAAGCGAACCGUGACCAAAGCAGGUGGGAAAGGUAUGGAAGGUGAAGUCUCUUCAGAGGUGUUUGAAAUGCAGUUUGGACAGCAGUGUUUGGGAGAUGAGGCUGAAAGCAGGAAGGCGAACGCUGUUGUUUAUAGGCUGGAGAAAGCUGAAAUCAAUAUCUCCAGCCAAGAGGGAGAAAUUCAUCCAUUUGUCCACACGGAACCUGAAGGGAGAAAGGAAAUGACAGAAUACAAGUUGCCUCUGAUCCGGAGAAAUGCCAGCCACCAGGAAAGUUACCAAGGGACAGAGCAAGCUGCAGCUGGAAGGGUAAAUAUGAUCAACGCUUUUCAAGGAACACUGAAGACGCAGAUAAGCUGGUCGGACUCAGAAAGUAGCAUAGAGAGCAGACAAGUUAACAAGCUGACACUGAACUCUCCCUCGGAGGAAAAUAAACCCAGCGUCCAGAGCAGGUCAGAUAGCAGGGAGCGAGAAGCCAUGGUGAUGGAUUGUACAUUGCAAAGCAAAGAGGCCAGAACAGUGCAAUCUGCUUCACAUACCUUUUGGGAAAGCAGCAAUCCAGGUGGAAACUUUAGGCAGACAGUUAAUUUUUCCUCUCCUACUGAAAGCUCUGCAGACCAUUGCCCCAAUGGUCAGACUGGUGAAAAGGAUCCAGCAGGAAAGCUUGAUAAAGAUAAGCAGGUAGUGAAGAGCCUUGAGAUAAUGGUCUCAGCAAUUUCAAAUUGUGCUCUGAUUGCCGGAGAUUCGAGAGAGAAUGACAGCCACGUCCUUCACCCUGAGAGUGGAGAAGACCUCAGAAGUGAGGCAGAUUCAGUGGUAUCCGAUUCAAACAGCCAGCAAAACUCCUCAAAAGCCCCUUCACCCAGGUUACAAACUGAAGGUUUGGCAGUGAGUUUCAGUGAGACUGUAACAAUGUCAGAGGUGCUACAGAAACCACAUGAUAGGACUGCUUCUAGCAAAAACCAGCCGGAAGCUACAUUUCCAGAUAGUGCAACUAAAAUCACCGGAGAAAGGAUCCCAGGAGGGGGCCCAGCUCAGCAGGAGCCAAAGGGGGAGGAAAAUCAAGAGGAUGAAAAAGUGCUUAAAGUUGCAGAUGUGAAGAAAACUUUCGAAAGGCAGAAGUCUGCAGAAGGCAAAGCGUCAGCACCUCCGCACAGUACAGCCAGAAAAGACACAAUGAGGCGAGUGGUACGACAGAGCAAAUUUCGGCAUGUGUUUGGGCAAGCAGUGAAAAAUGACCAGUGUUAUGACGACAUCCGGGUUUCCCGUGUUACCUGGGAUAGUUCCUUUUGUGUAGUAAACCCCAAAUUUGUUGCAAUAAUCAUAGAAGCUAGUGGUGGUGGAGCGUUCCUGGUGCUGCCCUUGCACAAGACAGGCAGAAUUGACAAGUCGUACCCAACAGUAUGUGGUCACACAGGACCGGUGCUUGACAUAGACUGGAGUCCCCAUAAUGAUCAGGUCAUUGCCAGUGGUUCUGAGGACUGCACUGUCAUGGUAUGGCAGAUCCCAGAGAACGGACUCACUCUCUCCUUGACGGAGCCUGUGGUAGUUUUAGAAGGCCAUUCAAAAAGAGUUGGCAUCGUUGCGUGGCAUCCAACUGCACGCAAUGUGCUGCUCAGUGCAGGUUGUGAUAAUAUAGUCAUUAUCUGGAAUGUGGGAACAGGUGAAGCCCUUAUAAACCUGGAUGACAUGCAUCUGGACAUGAUUUACAAUGUGAGCUGGAAUCGCAACGGCAGCCUGAUCUGUACAGCUUCUAAAGACAAAAAAGUCCGAGUGAUUGACCCUAGGAAACAAGAAAUUGUUGCUGAGAAGGAGAGGGCCCAUGAGGGAGCGCGGCCCAUGAGAGCCAUCUUCCUCUCCGAUGGCAACGUCUUUACCACCGGCUUCAGCCGCAUGAGUGAACGGCAGCUCGCCCUGUGGAAUCCUAAAAAUAUGGAAGAACCAAUAGCCCUGCAUGAAAUGGACACCAGCAAUGGGGUGCUGCUUCCAUUCUACGACCCGGACACCAAUAUCAUUUACUUGUGUGGCAAGGGUGACAGCAGCAUUCGCUACUUUGAGAUCACCGAUGAAUCCCCAUAUGUCCACUACCUCAACACCUUCAGCAGCAAAGAACCGCAGAGGGGGAUGGGGUUCAUGCCAAAGAGGGGCCUGGAUGUGAACAAGUGUGAAAUCGCCAGAUUCUUCAAACUUCACGAGCGGAAGUGCGAGCCCAUUAUCAUGACGGUCCCCCGAAAGUCUGACCUUUUCCAAGAUGACCUGUAUCCCGAUACGGCUGGUCCUGAAGCAGCCCUGGAAGCUGAAGAGUGGUUUGAGGGGAAGAACGCUGAUCCCAUUCUCAUUUCUUUGAAACAUGGGUACAUUCCAGGCAAAAACAGGGAUCUCAAGGUGGUCAAAAAGAACAUAUUGGACAACAAGCCUGCAGCAAACAAGAAAAGCGAUCUCAUUAACACCCCAAAGAAAGCAGCAGACACCUCAAACAUUCAAAACGAAGCCAAAUUGGAUGAGAUUUUGAAAGAGCUUAAAUCUAUAAAAGACACAAUCUCCAAUCAAGACGAGCGCAUUUCCAAGUUAGAACAGCAGAUGGCGAAGAUGACGGUUUGAGAGCAAAGGGAGCAGAACUUUGAGCUGGAGCAGGGCUGGGGAGGCACUGCCGUUCAAGAAGACAUUCCAUUUCAGAAGUUCGUCAAGCAGCAGCGUGCAGCAUUCCAAUAAGAACUUUAUUAUUCUCCUAAAUUAACUUCAGCGAAAGCCGAUGAUUAAAAGCCAAGCUUUUUAGUGAACAAUUUUUCUGAUGUUUUAAUGUGUUACGUGACUUGGUCAAAAUUAAGUCAAAAGAAUAAGUGCUACUUUUACAAUUUGUUUCCAGAUGUUAUGAAUUUUUGAAAACAAACUAUUCUGACUGUCAGUGUUGUGCCCAAUUAUCCUUUUAUAGAAUUAGGGACCAACGCCACAUUGUUCUUAACCAUUUUUUUUAAAGUUGCCACAAAAAAAAGCCUUUUAUUUUUCCUAUUUGGCACUUUGCAGUAUUUGUUUUUUAAAUCUAAAGGGACACCACUGUGUGUGUGAGUGUGUAGAGAUUGGGGUGUGGCUGUGCAUGUGUGUGUUUAUACUGUGUAGAGAACAAAAUGAAGCUGUUUUGUAUAAAUCUUCAUCUUUGAACAAUCUGAUCAGUUCCAUUUGCAGUGUGGACAAGGCAGUUCUAGAGCCCCUCCCAUAAACCCAUGUGAGUUGACUUUACUGCCUUUUUAACAGUGUCCCAGUCACCAUCAGCACCUAGCUUAAAAAACUUGGUUGUGAGUGAAGUGACUCAUGUCACCCAUAACUCUUUUUUCCCUUUCUACAUUCGAGAGACUGACCCCUUGUCCUGGAGCCAUGCUGUCCUCUUCCAACACUCUGUGCUUGGAUUAUCCUAACGUUGUCAGAAUGGGCAUUUUGUUUUUUAAAGGCCAAAUAUUUUUUACAUUGCAGAUGUUCAUUCUGUUUAUCAGCUAACAUAAGGUGGAAGGGUGCGCAGCGAAAUAGCUAAGACGAAUGCCCAGAAUUCUGAUUUGCAAGCCAGCGGGACGUGAGCACGUAGCCAAGUUUUCCAUUAUGUCUAUUCCAAUCCUUUGCCUAUCUGUAAAUUUGUGUCUCUGCAUUAAAUGCUGCAAGACCAGGCUCCUUUGCUCAUAAAGAAGCUCUUAAAUUUGUGAGCUUAAACUAAUUUCUGCCCCCAUUUUUGAUGCUGAGGAGUUCCAGCCCCAAUAUGGCUUUCAGAGCAGCAUUAGAAGUAGUUGGGUAACAUUCCAAUGACAGGGCUCCAAAAUCAAAACCCUUCCAAUACCUGUUCUCCCUCUGUCACUCUCUCCUGGUAACCCCUGGGAUGGGAUUUUACUAUAGCUGGUGGGAACACAAGAUUUCCUGAAAUAUAAGUGACCUUUAUCUCCAGUCCCAUUGCAGUCCUAGCUUUUCUGCCCUGGUCUCAGAAACCUUUGAGAUCCUCAGGUGAAAGAUUCGAUUAAGUGCAUGUUAAUCCAAAGCCAACAUCCUGACUUGGGUGUGGGGCUACGACUGCCUCAGCCCAGUGACUGUCUGCUUACCAUGAGGGUCUGCGUCAUGAGAGGGAGCGGCGUUUGGGCCCUGAUCGGGCUUGCAAAGGAUUUACCUGCAGGGGUGAGCGCUUCAGCACCUGUUGGGGCAGAGGGUGCUAGACCUCUGGUAGUCGGCACAGUUUGCUGUGAUACGUGUUGAGCACCACCCAGGCCAGGGCAACUUGCCUUGGCACCGGGGAAGAGGCAGAUCAACCACAAAUGCAGUUAAAACCUGUCUGUGGGCCAGAGCAGUGAACCAGCUGAUAAGACUAAAAUACCCUUUUCCACCUGAGGUUUGAUCCCUGAAGGGUCUCACUACUGCUUAAUAUAUAUACACACACACGGGGACUGCUUUCCCAAUUAACUGAGGAAGUGCCAGACGAGAGGCUGCCUUUGCAUGGGGCAGGUUCGCAUUCCUUCAUCUGGGCAAAGGAGUGAGCGCUGAAUUUCUCUUCCAGUAGUUUAGCUAGAAUUUCUCAAGUUCUCCAUUUUCUUGUAUUUGCAUGUUCAAAACUUAUGAUGGAGUCUCUUGUUCUGGAAGGGGAGUGGUUCUGACCGAAGGUGAAGCCGUACCAUUGGGACAGUUAAGUGAACUUUUAGCAGGUGAAACGUAAGAGUUGAUGAGAGAGGACAGAGAAAGUGUACAGUGUCACCGGAUGAAAGCUUCAUAAAACCAGCUCUGGGUUAUUUAAGGCAGUGAGCCAAUGUUCUUGGCGUUGUGGGUUGAAAAUUGAGUUUGCAGCCUAGACAAUUCAUUGAAUGUUUGGUGUGUUUUGUACUGCGAUCAAUGGCUGGUGGGGUGGGGUGGAUUUUGGCAGACAAAACCCAGUUCUCCCCUGGGUAGUGAUCUCCUUGUUAAUUUGUAUGUGUGUGCUGGGGGGUCUUUGUUUUUCUAAUCGGAGGGAAUGAAGUUUCUGAAAUGCCAGAUUUAACUGCCCAACCAACACUGUUGUAAGGUAGAGUGAUGGUUUAAAGAGAAGGGGGCGGGGAAAGUCCUCCUUGGUUUUUUAGUUUAUUGCUUGUAUUUUAUUUAAAUGAACUGAUGAUGCCUAGCCAGGCUCAAACGGAGUCAGUGCCUGAAGCUUUUUUUAGCCGUGAUAUCCCAGGAGAGAACCAGCAAAGCAUUGGAGAGAUGCGCUCUUAUAGAGCGUCCGUAGUAUCCUGUCCAAAUAUUUGCUUCCAUUUUCAAAGAUAAAAUCCUUGAUUACAAAGUUC